Messenger RNA from Vanderwaltozyma polyspora DSM 70294, 1095 nucleotides. It is a transcript of the gene FDO1, whose product is annotated as Fdo1p. Bases 1 to 1095 code for a protein of 364 amino acids. NCBI's taxonomy places the organism in Eukaryota, Fungi, Ascomycota, Saccharomycetes, Saccharomycetales, Saccharomycetaceae. The record is from RefSeq and is a predicted model, not a curated record. The transcript has a single exon.
AUGGGUGAAGAAAAGGAUAUUACACAAGAAACGACAGAUGUAGAUUCUUUAUAUCCUGGCCAUUCUACAACUAUCAAUGGAAGUAAUGAGAAUUCGAAACAAGUAUAUAUAUCAUUGGACAAAGCUAAAUCUUUACUUCGAAUUCAUCAAUCGUCAUUUUUAAUGAGCCCAUCUGAAGAAUUAUCCCAAGAUAUCGGCUCAUUAAAAUCAAAUUUAAGCAACAAUAUUAUACCAACCAGUACAAACUCUGGGAAAAUGCAUAGCAUAGAUAUCACUGGUGAUUCUUCAAAAUUAUCCUCACAGUCAACAGAUGGUGAUAUAGAUAGAACUGUAGACUUCGAUAAUUCGCAACUGAGUGAAAUUUUAAAAGUUGAUAUUACAGCAACUGUAAGUUCGUUAUGUACUUUAGUAAAGUCAAUGUCAAAGGAAAUACAGCAUUUAAAGUUUAAGAAUAUGAUUUUAAGCUCUAAUGAAAAUGAUUAUAAGUCAAAAUAUGAAGUAGAGGAAAAUUUACAAAGACGACAAUUCGAAAAAAUCAAAUCCCAAUUAAUGAAUGAGAAUCAAGAAGCUUUAACCAAAUUAAAAGUUAAAGAGAACAAAGUAAUUAAAUAUAAAAAAAGAAUCAUGGAAAAGAACAUGGAAAUCAAUAGAUUAACGAGAAUUUUAAAUGAUAAUUCACUCAACAACGCUAAAAUAUUAAACCCAAAGAGAUCUUUGUCUGCGACAGCGUCGCUUGCAAAGAGAGACUCCAUAACUUCAGAAAAAAUGCCAGAUAUGUUAAAUGCAUUAGGAAUUUUAGCUACCCAAGUACUAAAUGAUAGAGCUCCUUUAGGGAAUGCAUCUGUGGGAAAUGAACCACCAAAAUUAAGUAACAACAAUAGUAUUGAUGCAAAUAUGACGGAAAAUGAUAUUGCUCAAGGUACUGAUGUUGAUGCUACAAUUAAUGCAGAUCCAAACACUACAAAUAGCUCGUUAAUAUAUGGAAAUUCCAGUACAAUAAAAAUAUCUAUGGUUCCAGCUAAGGUCCCACAAAAAUUUCAACUUCCAAAGAUGAAAAGUUUCAGUACCAAUGAUGGUACGGUGAAAGAUAUUUAG